AACAUCACAUUAUCAACUCGAAGUAGCUAGCGGCAACAGCAAUUGAGCUUUUGCAUUUGAAGCUUCACAGCACGACCACGAACUCGCUGAACUGAAGUGCAGCUUCUGAAAAACCCUCAAUAAUGUAUUUGAUUAAAGCUUCGAACUUGACACCUUCACCGUUACCAUUCUUCACUACAACGACCAAAUUCUCUUCCCACUUUUGCACAUUUCUAUGUAAUAUUCCCAGAAAGCCCCUUGCUUUGCGCGCCAAGAAGAGAACCUCAGAUUCUGAGCCGCUUCUAGAACCUUCUCUCCUCCAAGAAGUAUCCUUCGACGACGAAGAAGAAGAUGACGAACUCCUUGACGAAUUUGAAUUUGAAGCUGAACUGGAUGAUGAUGAUGAUGUUAUUGUUGAUGACGGUGAUGAUGUUGAUGUCGGUGCUGGUGAGGAUGAAGAAGAGGAGGAGUAUGAAGAUGGCGAUGCCGUAGUCUAUGUUGGUGAUGGCGGAGCAGGUGGUGGAAUCUCCCUUGCUGGGACAUGGUGGGAUAAGAAGGCACUAGCCAUUGCUAAAGAAGUUACUGCCUCUUUUGAUGGUGACCUGCAAAUUUAUGCCUUUAAGACUUUGGUCAAUUCCACCAUUCUAGUGCGCAUUGAAAGGCUUACCAACAAGUCUGGCUCCCCAACAAUGGAAGAUAUUGAAGCCUUUUCUACAACCUAUAGAACAAAAUUGGAUGAAGCAGAGAUUGCCAAAUUUGUUCCUGAAAAUUUGAGUUUGGAGGUGUCUUCUCCAGGUGUUGAAAGAAUAGUUCGGAUUCCAACCGACCUGGAUCGAUUCAAGGACCGGCCUAUGUAUGUGAAUUACUCCAUUGUUAAUGAUUCUGAUAAUUCAUCUGCAGAAGGUGAUGGGGUCUUCAGGCUUGAAUCCUUUGACAUGGAAACUAAGUGUUGCACGUGGGGUAUAGCUGAUGUGAGAGUCAACAGAGGGAAAGGAAGACCACUGAAUAAGAAGCAAAGAGAGUGGCGGUUAAGCACUCCCUUUGAUUCAUUACGUUUAGUACGGUUGCACUCUGAUAUUUAAAUUAAUUAUUCCCCCAAAAAAAGUGUUAAUGACAUCUCCAUCUUCAUGUGCAAGUCUGUGUAGAUAAUUAGGGGAACAGUUCACACAUAGAUCCAUAUUCGUUAAAUUUUUGAAUUUUUGAAACUUGACAAGUUUGAGGUCUUUGUGGAUUCACUGAAUUGUAAUUUCCCUUUUGUGGAUGGUAAAUUACAAAACUGGUGAAGAGAUAUAUACUGUAGGAAACAUUUCAAGUGCACCAGUAGUACCGGUGCACCAGUUGUUUUAACCGUUUUAAGUGCACCGGUAGUACCGGUGCACCAGUUAUUUUAACCGUUGAUCUGAAUUAUAAAAAAUAUAUAUAAUAUAUAUUAAUUGAAAUCAACGGUUAAAAUAACUGGUGCACCGGUACUCCCCGGUACACUUGAAAUGUUUCCUAUACUGUAUUAUGGAAUCAAUAAGCAAACUGAAACCAGGGGGAUAUAUAUUAUUCCAUUCCUUAAUUUAUGACUCCAUCCAUUGGUUAAUGCACUGCGUUGUAAUCUUUAUUCUAUGCUUGGCAGAAUCAUUUUUCUC
Molecule: messenger RNA, 1613 nt
Organism: Arachis ipaensis
Lineage: Eukaryota; Viridiplantae; Streptophyta; Magnoliopsida; Fabales; Fabaceae
Source: RefSeq, a predicted model, not a curated record